AUGGCACGUUUAGCAAACUCGCUGAUUCGGGCUGCAAGAGUUGAACACCCAUACCUCCCACUUCUCUUACAGGCAUGUCGCGAUUUGUCGGCAGCUCGGGAUGAGUUACGACAGCUCCGCGAGUACUUGGCCGACCAGCGUAGGAUCUCUCAAGUGCAAGUCCGAGGAAGGAAACGGCGAGUCCAGUCCAAGGAUCAGCUGAAACCUCGAAGGCGCCGCUUAGCAGCUCGCAGCUCGGUUAGACCUCAGCGUCUUCUCGAUCUUUGCCGACAACGAGCUCUAGGCAAACCUCUACCAUAUAUUCGAGGCAGCCAACCCUUUGGAAGUCUAGAGAUCCUAUGCGAGAAACGGGUUCUCAUACCAAGGCAAACAACGGCAAAUUACACACUCAGAAUUGCGGAGCUGUUAACGCGCCGUUUGGAACAUGUGAAGGCUCAGUUACCAGAUGACAAGAGCACUUUCUCCGUCCUCGACCUUUGCACGGGCUCAGGAUGCAUUCCGCUCCUGCUCCAUGCCCUUCUAGCGCCGCAUUUUCCACACUUGAGAAUCAUAGGGAUGGAACUUUCUGAACACGCCCUGAAGCUUGCGAAGAAGAAUCUGGCCUGGAAUUUGCGUUUGGGAAAUCUUGGAGCUCGAGCGGCGAAUGAAGUCACAUUUAUGAAGCACAACAUACUGGACAAGUUCCCGGCCGAGCUUGGAGAGUUUGACCUGGUGAUAUCCAACCCUCCGUACGCCACACCCCAAGAGUAUCACUCCUCAGCGAUAUCCAAGUCCGUGCGAUGCUAUGAGCCGGUCGAAGCUCUAGUACCCGACGAGAAUCCGGAUCCAGAUAGUGUGUCAGGACACACCUAUUUCACUGCGAUCGAUUCGAUUGCCCGCAGCACUCGUGCCAAAGCAGUUAUUUGUGAGAUGGGGCUCGAAGAGCAGUUUGCACAUGUAUGCAGCGAACUCAGUGUUUCACCGUAUUGGUGCAAAGUGGAAGUCUGGCGUGAUCAGGUCUAUUCAGGUCUUCUUGGGGGAGAGCCACAAAGACAGCGAGUUAUACUCGACGACGCCCGUGGCCUGAAAGUGGAGUCCGACGCACUAGGUAUCGGCCUUUACCGCGUGGCUGUUGGCAUCAAUGAAGAUUGGAAAUGGCUCAACGAAUUGCCAGAUUCUAUCCGGGGAUAA
This is a messenger RNA of Diaporthe amygdali, 1170 nucleotides long. RefSeq lists its product as uncharacterized. Gene Ontology annotation, cellular component: mitochondrion. The transcript has a single exon. Lineage: Eukaryota; Fungi; Ascomycota; Sordariomycetes; Diaporthales; Diaporthaceae. Gene Ontology annotation, molecular function: nucleic acid binding; methyltransferase activity. The coding region runs from base 1 to 1170 and encodes 389 amino acids. The record is from RefSeq and is a predicted model, not a curated record. Gene Ontology annotation, biological process: methylation.